Molecule: messenger RNA, 903 nt
Organism: Gymnogyps californianus (California condor)
Lineage: Eukaryota; Metazoa; Chordata; Aves; Accipitriformes; Cathartidae
Product: matrix metalloproteinase-20-like
Biological process (GO): proteolysis; collagen catabolic process; amelogenesis
Cellular component (GO): extracellular matrix
Molecular function (GO): metalloendopeptidase activity; zinc ion binding
Source: RefSeq, a predicted model, not a curated record
AUGCCGAAUCACAAGAAAAUCAGCAGAAGAAAGCACGCCACUGACAAAUCACAGGGUUUCCAUGAAGAUUUCUGUAACGCUAGAGUUCCCAGGGUUGUAAUCGGGCUUGAGGAGUACCUUGACAAGUAUUAUACACAAAAGGGAAGGCAUCAGGCUGUGGAGAUGGCAGGCUGCAUGACAAGGAAUCGUAGAGACAUGCAGGCAUUCCUAGGUGUUCAGGUGAGCAGGAAUGUGGACUACAGCACUAUGAGCACGACUCAGAGACCAUGGUGUGGUGUUCCUGACAUAGCAAACUAUCAGCUCUUUCCAGGAGAGCCCAAAUGGGAGAAGAAUAGGACCCUGACACAUGUUUUUGACAGUGCAGAGAAGUGGACUGUGGGAACAAACGGAUUUAAUUUAUUCACUGUUGCUGCCCAUGAAUUUGGACAUGCUCUGGGCCUCGACCAUCCCACUGAUCCAUCUGCUUUGACGUAUCCUACUUACAAAUACCAGUGUCCAUUUGGAUUUUGUUUGCCAAAGGACAAUGUGAAAGAGAUACAAGCAUUGUAUGGUACAUUCUUUUCUGCCUCUUUUGAUGCUGUUACAGUGCUGGGAGAAGUAAUUCUCUUGUUCAGAGACAGAAGCUUUUGGAAGAGAUGCUCACUGACCAUUCCUUCCUUUCCUCAGCUCAUGUCAAAUGUUGUUGCUGCUUAUGAAGUUCCUGAGACGGGUUUGGUUUAUUUUUUCAAAGGCCCUCAUUACUGGGUAACUCCAGGAUUUCAAACACAGAGAUUUAUUUACUUCUUUUCUGGUCCAAAAGCCUAUAAAUAUGACAGAGAGAAGGAAAAUGUGAUUAAUAUUGUGAAAACCAGUUCAUAGAUUGGUUGCUACAACAGUCCUCAGCAGAUCAUCAGAAGGAAGUAG